Amoebophrya sp. A25 is the source of this 181-nucleotide messenger RNA. Lineage: Eukaryota; Dinophyceae; Syndiniales; Amoebophryaceae. The record is from the annotation of a GenBank genome assembly.
AUGACACCAAGAAAACCUUCGACCCCUCGUGGUCCCCGCCCCCGCACGAAAAGUGGUUUUGACAUACUGACCAGUGUCUGCCGCCGUCAGUCUCUAGAAGAUAUCCGUGAUCACAUUCGCGAUCACAUUCGAUCCGCUUCUGCUGUGCCCAAUCUACAACUAGGAGUUUCUUCUUCUACAU